Messenger RNA from Neomonachus schauinslandi (Hawaiian monk seal), 1617 nucleotides. RefSeq names its product keratin 24 (gene KRT24). Lineage: Eukaryota; Metazoa; Chordata; Mammalia; Carnivora; Phocidae. The transcript has 8 exons. The record is from RefSeq and is a predicted model, not a curated record. The coding region runs from base 1 to 1554 and encodes 517 amino acids. Gene Ontology annotation, molecular function: structural molecule activity.
AUGUCUUGCUCGUCUCGUAUCUCCUCUUCCAGGGCUGGAAGCAGUGGCUUGAUCAGGGUGUCUGCUGGUGGAAGCAGCUUCAGCAGUGGAAGCAGAUGCGGUCUGGGGGGUGGCUCUACCCAGGGCUUCCGAGGAGGAACCGGCAGCUGUGGCCUGAGUGGGGGAUCAAGCAGUGGAUUUGGAGGCAGCUUUGGAGGAGGUUUUGGUAGCUGCUCAGUAGGGGGUGCUUUGGGAGGAACUCCAGGCUCUGGGGCUGGUUUUGGUGGAGGUUCUGGCUUUGGUGGGGGCUCUGGAAUUGGUGCUAGUGGAGGCUUCUACAGCUAUGGGGGUGGGAUGGGGGGUGGUGCUGGCGAUGGCGGGCUUUUCUCUGGAGGUGAAAAGCAAACCAUGCAGAACCUCAAUGACCGCCUGGCCAGUUACCUAGACAAGGUCAGAGCCCUGGAGGAGGCCAACACUGAUCUGGAGAAUAAAAUCAGGGAGUGGUAUGAGAAAUUUGGGCCUGGGUCUGGAGAUGGUGGAUCUGGAAAAGAUUAUAGCAAAUACUAUCCAAUAAUUGAAGAUCUCCGGAACCAGAUCAUCACUGCCACUAUUGAAAAUGCUGGGAUCGUUUUGCAGAUCAACAAUGCCAGAUUGGCUGCUGAUGACUUCAGACUGAAGUAUGAGAAUGAGCUGUAUCUCCGGCAGGCCGUGGAGGCCGACAUCAAUGGCCUGCGGAAAGUUCUGGAUGACCUAACCAUGACACGCUCUGACCUGGAGAUGCAGGUUGAGAGCCUUACUGAGGAGCUGGCCUACCUGAAGAAGAACCACGAGGAGGAAAUGAAGAGUAUGCAAGGAAGCUCUGGAGGGGACGUGACCGUGGAAAUGAAUGCUGCUCCAGGAACUGACCUGACCAAGUUACUGAACGACAUGAGGGCACAGUACGAAGAGCUGGCUGAGCAAAAUCGCCGUGAGGCCGAGGAGCAGUUCAACAAACAGAGUGCAUCACUGCAAGCACAAAUUUCUACGGACGUGGGGGCAGCCAGAUCUGCCAAGAAUGAGAUAACAGAACUGAAACGCACUCUGCAAGCCCUGGAAAUUGAGCUCCAGUCCCAAAGAGCCAUGAAAAGCUCUCUGGAAGGAAACCUGGCUGACACAGAAGCUGGCUACAUGGCUCAGCUGUCAGAAAUCCAGAUGCAGAUCAGCAGCCUGGAGGAGCAGAUCUGCCAGAUCCGGGGCGAGACCAAAUGCCAGAACGCAGAAUAUGAGCAACUGCUGGACAUCAAGACCCGCCUAGAGAUGGAGAUUGAGACCUACCGCGGCCUGCUCAAUGGAGAGGGAGGUGGUUCUGGUUUUGGAGGAUCUGAUUUUAGAAACUCAGGAUCCAGAAAUACAGGACCCAGAAACAUGGGAUCUAGGGAUUUGUCCGUAUCUGAUGACUCAAGAUCUGGAAGCUGUUCUGGCCAAGGAAGAGAUCCAAACAAGACCAGAGUGACUAAGACCAUCGUGGAGGAGGUGGUGGACGGCAAAGUCAUCUCAUCUCAAGUCAGCAAUGUGUCUGAGGUGAAAGUUAAAUAAGCAAUUUCCAGAUCAGCAAGAAUGUCUUUUAGAGAAAAACCGAAAGGACACGAAUGAAGAAAU